AUGCAUUCAAAUAACGAAUCUGUUGUUCAUCCUUCUUCUCCAAAAAAAUAUAUUGAGGAUGAAUAUUUUUAUGAUGACUAUUCUGAUGAAGUUUAUAAUAACCUUGACAAUUUACGUAGAGAAAAGCUCUCUGAAAUUGAUAACGCUGACUUUCAAUGGUUUCAUAUCAGAGCUUGUAUAGUAUCUGGUGUUGGUUUCUUUACUGACGCGUAUGAUCUAUUCGUUAUAAAUUUGGUUUCUACUAUGUUGGGUUAUGUCUACUUUAAAAAUUUGGAUAAUACUGUUCCUAAGUUGAUCGAUAUGGGGUUAAAAAUGUCUGCUGCUUGUGGGACUCUGAUAGGUCAAUUAGUUUUUGGUUGGUGUGCUGAUCAUUAUGGUCGCAAAAAGAUGUAUGGUUUGGAACUUUCUUUAAUAAUCGUUUCUACACUUGGUUCUGCGCUCUGUGCAAAUUCUUUCGCUAUCACUCUUUGGGGAUCACUUAUGUUAUGGAGACUCAUAUUAGGUAUUGGAAUUGGUGGUGAUUAUCCUUUAUCUGCCGUUAUUACAAGUGAAUUUGCUACUAAAAAGAGACGUGGAGCUAUGAUGGCUGCUGUUUUCUCCAUGCAAGGUUUCGGCAUUCUAUCCGCGGCUGUAGUUUCGGUGGUUACUCUGGCUCUUUACAAAGAUCUUAUAGCACAAGAACCUGAUUACAUUGAUCAUGUAUGGAGAAUAGUAUUAGGCUUUGGUGUUGUCCCAGGUAUCGUUGCCUUAUAUUUCCGUCUAACAAUUCCGGAAACUCCACGUUAUACUAUGGAUGUUAUGAAAGAUGUCGAAAAAGCUUCUCACGACAUUGAUAAUGUUCUAUCAUCGAACAAGAAAGAACAUGAUAAAAAUUCUCCUGCUUAUUCCAUAGAGGUUCCUCGCGCCACCUUUAAGGUACCUCUGUCUCCUGGCCUAGGAUUAAAUAAUUCAAUUAUCUUGUCGGCUAUUGGUUUCUCUAAUAGCCCUGAUGUUUAUACUGCCUUAUGGAAUAUGUCCGUUGGCAACAUUAUUAUCACUAUGUUAGGAACGGUUCCUGGUUAUUGGUUUACUGUCUUUCUAGUAGAUAAAUGGGGCCGUAUAAAAAUCCAAUUAAUGGGUUUUAUAGCUCUCACUAUAUUAUUUUUGGUUUUGGGUAUUGCUUAUCAUCAAAUUUUAAAGUUUUCUUUACCGUUAUUCAUCGUAAUAUUCACGUUAUGUCAGCUGUUUCAAAAUUUUGGCCCUAAUGCAACAACUUUCAUUAUACCUGGUGAAGUUUUUCCUACAAGAUAUCGUUCAACAGGUCAUGGAAUUUCCGCUGCAUCUGGAAAACUAGGGGCAAUCAUUGCACAAGUUGGUUUUAUAAAUUUAAAAGAUAUUGGAGGUCCAAACAUGUUCGUGGACCGAAUGAUGAUAAUUUAUGCUUUUUUUAUGUUUAUUGGUAUUUGGACAACUUUAUUAAUACCUGAGACAAUGAAUCAAUCUUUGGAAGAACUUUCAAAUGAGGAUCAAAUUGGUUUUGUUAAACCAAGAAAAAAUUCUCCUCCCAAAUCUGUUAGUAAUAAUUGGAGUUCCGAUAUGACAUCAGUUUCUGUCUAA
This is a messenger RNA of Cetraspora pellucida, 1596 nucleotides long. Lineage: Eukaryota; Fungi; Glomeromycota; Glomeromycetes; Diversisporales; Gigasporaceae. The record is from the annotation of a GenBank genome assembly.